GUUGAGAAUCUGCUCACAAUCGCUCCGCUACCAGCUGAGCGCUUCUAGCGUUGAUUCAAGUGACCGCAACAACUCACAGUGUUUUCGAAUUCUACACCGUGCGCACACAUAACCAGAAUACCGCGGAAAUAAUUAUUUUUCAAAAACUGAAAUUACAUUGGCCAAUAUUUUGAUGACGAAAACGUAAAGAACGCAAUAAUUUAAGUUACAGCUGCCACUUUAGCGCGAAAAUAAUUGAACGAAUGUAUAUCAAAUGCAAAAUAACAGUACAACUUUGCGAAACGUCGAAAAUUUAGUUGUGCAUUCUACAGCAUGAAAUUGCAUUAGUUACGCUUAACACUUAACUGAGCAAGUCGACUAGCUUUUAAAAUGAGUGAUAAAUCAAGAGAACAAGAUAAAUGGCAACAGCGCAAGAGUAACGAGGAACAAGGACAAUCCCUGUUAACAAAUGGCCAGACGGCGAGGCGAUCAAGCACUGAAAGUGAAAGUAGUAUCCCUUAUAUGGACAGACUCAAUGAUGCCAGCAGCAGCUCCAGUAUCAGCGUAGCGCCGACCACCAGUGGCAAUGCAAGCAAAGAGCAAUUGUUGGAAGACAUUGAUGGGCAGGGGCCCUCAAACGCAGAGAAACGCAAUGUUCAUUUAACCAUCGUUGUACAGGUGGAUGAAAAGGAUAACCAUUUUGAGGCUAAAUGCACGGAACUUUCGCGGCUUCAAAGUGGCGACGGCUUCGUCGGUGGCGACGAAACUUGCUCAGAGUCUCCUGAAAUUUUAGCUACUGCCGAGCCAGUGAGUAGAAGCUUGCGGCGGAAUUCUAUAUCAUUGCCGAUGGGCAUCGAUGCUGUUGAUCUCGAAGCUUUGCGCCUAAAAUACCAAAUGCAGGAACAAGAAGCUCUCAGCGAAGAGGAAAAGAGCGACAGCCAUGGCGAAAGUAUAAACGAUGAUAGUUGCGGUUCUGUUACCCUAACUGUACCAGAAAGGAGUAGUUCAUCAAUAAACCAGAAGGAUGAAGACGAAAGCGACGAUGAAGAAUAUAGCAGCAGCCGUCGAAAAUAUCGAGUGUCAUAA
Rhagoletis zephyria (snowberry fruit fly) is the source of this 1065-nucleotide messenger RNA. RefSeq lists its product as uncharacterized. The record is from RefSeq and is a predicted model, not a curated record. NCBI's taxonomy places the organism in Eukaryota, Metazoa, Arthropoda, Insecta, Diptera, Tephritidae.